AUUCACUAUAUCUGGUCUCCCACAGUACACAGAACAUGGAAGUGCAAUUAUGUUAGUAAAUAUAAACUACUAAAUACAUUUUCUCAUCAGCAGUUAGAGCAGUCGUGUGACUUCAGCAGAGCACUGGUUAAAGCUUGUAGGAGGGUUUUUCUUUCUGCUCCAGGAGCAUGCAAAACCCCUGACCUCUGUCUGGUUAGUGCUAAUUGGCCCUGUACUGGUCACAUGCAUUCUCUCAAGAAAAAAAACUAUCUCUCUAGCAAUACACACUAAACUGAGCAUGUACAUGUGGCUACAGGUUCAGUCUGUCUUAUCAGGAGAUAAGAUGGUGGACAUUUGAAUAAGAGGAGGGCAGAGAAGUCAGGAUCAAACAUCCUUUUUACACAAUGCAGAGGAUUAACCCCUUAGGUUCCACAGUGAGUAUAACAAGCAUGCUUCAAUGCAUACAUAAACUGAUUUUACUGUUGUGGGUUUAG
Molecule: messenger RNA, 473 nt
Organism: Staurois parvus
Lineage: Eukaryota; Metazoa; Chordata; Amphibia; Anura; Ranidae
Source: the annotation of a GenBank genome assembly